Molecule: messenger RNA, 2021 nt
Organism: Nothoprocta perdicaria
Lineage: Eukaryota; Metazoa; Chordata; Aves; Tinamiformes; Tinamidae
Gene: SLC2A10
Product: solute carrier family 2 member 10
Exons: 5
Coding region: 21-1742 (573 amino acids)
Biological process (GO): transmembrane transport
Cellular component (GO): membrane
Molecular function (GO): transmembrane transporter activity
Source: RefSeq, a predicted model, not a curated record
CGCCGCAGCCCCGCCGCGCCAUGGGUCGUGCACUGCUGGUCCUCCUCUUAUCUGCAGCAGUCUCUCUUCUGGGCGGGUUGAUAUUUGGAUACGAGUUUGGGAUCAUCUCUGGUGCUCUAUUGCAGUUGCAAAUAGACUUUCACCUCAGCUGCUUCAAGCAGGAAGUUCUUGUGAGCUCCCUACUCAUUGGAGCUCUCCUUGCCUCUCUGGUUGGGGGGAUCCUCAUUGACCGCCAUGGAAGGAGGAGAGCAAUCCUGGUCAGCAACUUGGUACUGUUGUUGGGCAGCCUUAUUCUGACACUGGCAAGAUCUUUUAUUGGGCUGGUCAUUGGGCGCAUGACCGUGGGCUUUGCAAUCUCUGUCUCAUCCAUGGCCUGCUGCAUCUACGUCUCAGAAAUGGUGGCUGCUCAUCAACGAGGACUGCUGGUGUCUCUCUACGAAGCAGGCGUCACUGUAGGCAUCUUACUCUCAUAUGCUCUGAAUUACAUCUUUGCAGAUGUGGCUGAGGGAUGGAGGUACAUGUUUGGACUGGCCAUUGCCCCAGCUGCCAUGCAGUUCCUGAGUAUCCUCUUUCUCCCUGUGAAUCCUGUUAAAUUAAAUACUUGGGACUCAGACUCCCAGAAGGGUUUCAUUCAACUGCAGACCACGGAAGACAGAGAGGCAGAAAAGCAGGAGUCGUAUAAAGAGAAGCAUUACUCUUUUCUUGACCUUUUCAGGACCAGAGACAACAUGAGAAGCCGGACUUUGGUAGGCCUGGGCCUGGUGCUCUUCCAGCAAUUCACUGGGCAGCCCAACGUCCUGGGCUACGCUUCCAAAAUCUUCCACUCAGUGGGAUUCCAGAGCAACUCUUCUGCGAUCCUGGCCUCCGUGGGGCUGGGGGCRAUCAAGGUGGUUGCCACGCUUGUUGCAAUGGCGUUUGCAGACAAGGCUGGGAGGAGAGCGUUGCUCAUUGCUGGCUGUGUUGUGAUGGCAAUUUCGGUCUCCAUCAUUGGUCUCAUGAGCCGCUCCUCUCCUCUGGCCGUGACCAGGGACUGUGAGGCAGCCACAGACCCCAAUGCCUCCCACAGCUACACACAACAUCUCCUGACACCAGCAUCUUCCCAUACCCCUGUGUCACCCUUCCCACUCGCUUCAGGGGUUGGCAGAAGCUGGGCAGGCCCUGGUUUUGCUGCUGCAAGGGGUGCCCAAAGCAGAGCUGUUGGUACAGACUCUUCCCACCUUCAUAAAAUGGACUUGAUAGGUCACUCUGAAAAAGAGACAGUGGAAAGCACAGAGUCUCCCAUCGGUGGAGGUCCCUUUACAGAACAUAUGGUUUUAAACUGGAUUACACUGCUGAGCAUGAUGGCUUUCGUGAGCGCCUUCUCAAUUGGAUUUGGACCGAUGACCUGGCUGGUCCUCAGUGAAAUCUACCCUGCUGGAAUAAGAGGAAGAGCCUUUGCCUUCUGCAACAGCUUUAACUGGGCUGCUAAUUUACUGAUCAGUCUGUCAUUCUUGGACCUUAUUGAUGCCAUUGGUUUCUCUUGGAUGUUCCUUCUCUAUGGACUGAUAGGAGUGCUGGCUGUUGUAUUCAUUUACCUUUUUGUUCCGGAAACGAAGGGGCAGUCCUUAGAAGAGAUAGACCAGCAAUUCUCACGAAAACGGUUGUGGAAAGAAAACAUGUUUCAACGAAGACACGGAAGGGCAAGCUGCACACAGGCUCAGUACCGGCGUGUGGAACACCCCAACAGCACAAGAGACCGCUGACAUGCUGCCAGCACCAUGCUAGGAAAGAAGCAGCCUCCGGGCCAUUGGAAGAUACUUCUUCAACAGCCUUCAGCUCAGAGACAGGCCUCUCUGCAGUGCCUUAUACCUUGGGAGAGUAGCAGUCUCUGCAUCCUUGGAGAAUCCUGGUUGCAGGCAGGAAACAUGUCCUUCAUUUGAUAUCCUUUAUUGUUCAAAGGACACCGUAGCGUAGGUCAUCCAUCAUUUAAGAGACUACUGGUUUUGUAUGUGGGAAAUAAAGCACAACUGUGGCAGACAGCA